GAAACUUCCUGGCCAACCCGGGCCCUGAGCAACUCGUGCCGAUCAGACUUGAGUUCAAUGUGGAGCAUCAUAAGAUGUGCGAGACCUUUGUAUGGAAUCUGAAUGAUCCUUCCAUCACUCCUGAGCAUUUUGCGCAGAUGCUCGUCAAGGAUUAUGCGCUACCCUGGAGUUAUCACGGCGUCAUCACGCCACGUUGACGGCGACUGGAAAAGAAGUGCGUCGUUUUUAUAUUGCUGUCAUUUAUCUACUGACUAUUGCUAUCCUUGCUCUGACUUCCUGCACUUACUUCACGAGUUCCCUAGUAUGUCGCACAGACUUGUGAAUCGAUACUUAUCGCAAAAUCAUACCAGAUAAAAACAAUACAGCAGGAACCACACACCGAUAGGUGGCCUGUCGUUACUCGAUCUUUUGAAAGUAGAUGCCACUCUUAUGGCAACCCGAGCGCCAAGC
Molecule: messenger RNA, 450 nt
Organism: Suillus plorans
Lineage: Eukaryota; Fungi; Basidiomycota; Agaricomycetes; Boletales; Suillaceae
Exons: 2
Coding region: 103-354 (83 amino acids)
Source: RefSeq, a predicted model, not a curated record